Messenger RNA from Eucalyptus grandis, 1000 nucleotides. RefSeq names its product FCS-Like Zinc finger 7. NCBI's taxonomy places the organism in Eukaryota, Viridiplantae, Streptophyta, Magnoliopsida, Myrtales, Myrtaceae. The record is from RefSeq and is a predicted model, not a curated record.
UAUAAGAAAAAGAAAAGGGAGAAGGGAAAGGAACAAGAAAAAGAGAGGGAAAAAGUGAGGGGGGAGAAGCGUGACGUGGACUCCUUGUACCUUGAGCCCGCAAGCGACGGCCCAGAUUUUCUCUCUCUCUCUCUUUCUUUUAUCUCUCUCUCUUCCCUCCAUGCCCACCUCCCAUUAACUCUCUCUCUCUAUCUCUCUCAACAGCGAGUCACUGAGUGCCGUGUGCAACUCUGUGUUAAACAACGGAGACACUAGUUAAGAAGAAGAAGAAGAAGAAGUAGCAGGAGGUGGAGGUAGGGGAGGAGGAGGAAGUGGGCGUGAUGUUGCUGGGAAAGCGCCCGCGCCAUCGGAUUCAGAGGACGACGAGCGUGACCAGCAUCACCGUCGUCGACCUCGAGGUGGACGACGAGCAGGAGCUGCCGUCGGGGGACGCCCGCCAGGACCCCCCCGGCGAGGGCGGCCCGCCCCUAUCCGCGGUGGCUCCCGAUCAUCGCUACGACGGGGAGGACGGCGAGAACAUUAACGUGGACGGCUUCGGACCGUACGACCCUCAGAGCAGCUUCUGGCGCUGGUGUCGCCGAGGAACUACAGCAGCAUGGAGGCCGAGGGCGCUCAUUUCCUGAACAUGCGGGCUCUGCAAACGCCGCUUGUUCCCUGGUCGUGACAUCUACAUGUACAGGGGAGAUACGGCCUUUUGUAGCCUCGAGUGUAGGGAACAGCAGAUGAAGGAGGACGAGAAGAAAGAGAAGCACAGCAAUCCCAACGUUGCCGCUAAUUCACGUCGACAAGGUCGCAAGGCAUCGCCAAUCUAGAGAGAGAAACCAUCUGUAAUUACUCUCCAAUGGAGAUAGAGAGAGAUGAUGAUGGUGGUGGUGAUGAUAUGGAAGCGAAUAUCAAGCAUUUUCUCCUUUGAUAAUUUUUAUGCAUUGCCUCGAAGUAAAUAUUUUCUCUCCAUGGAUAUACGUGCAUAUAUAUACAUAUAUCCAACGAUUGGAACUCA